This is a messenger RNA of Achroia grisella, 1485 nucleotides long. Its product is annotated as elongation factor Tu-like. Bases 58 to 1419 code for a protein of 453 amino acids. Gene Ontology annotation, molecular function: translation elongation factor activity; GTPase activity; GTP binding. The transcript has 6 exons. Lineage: Eukaryota; Metazoa; Arthropoda; Insecta; Lepidoptera; Pyralidae. Gene Ontology annotation, cellular component: mitochondrion. Gene Ontology annotation, biological process: mitochondrial translational elongation. The record is from RefSeq and is a predicted model, not a curated record.
AUUUAUAACCUAAAAGUAAAUAAUAAAUUAUUUAAUACAUAAAUAUUUCCGUAAAACAUGAAUGGAAGGCUCGUAAUUCGUGCAAUAUAUUGUAACUUUACUCGUAGAACACUAAGAAAUACAGAUGUUUCUUUACAUAAACCACAAUUUUUUGGUAUUUUGGUUAACAAAUUGUCUACCAAAGCAGAAACCCAGUUAGCAGAGAAAAAACACUGUAAUGUAGGAACUAUCGGUCAUGUAGACCAUGGGAAAACAACUCUGACUGCUGCCAUAACGAAGGUACUAGCAAAUGAUGGUCUCGCUCAGUUUACUUCGUAUGAUGAAAUUGAUAAAGCACCGGAAGAAAAAGCCAGAGGUAUUACAAUAAAUGCUGCUCAUGUUGGUUAUAACACAAAACUUCGACACUACGCACACACAGACUGCCCCGGUCAUGCGGACUAUGUGCGUAACAUGAUAUCUGGUGCAUCACAGAUGGAUGCAGCAAUUUUAGUUGUAGCGGCCAAUGAUGGACCUAUGCCACAAACGAGGGAGCACCUGUUGUUAGCAAAACAAGUUGGGAUACAAUACAUUUUAAUAUAUAUUAAUAAAGCUGAUUUAGUUGAUGAUGAACUUUUAGAACUGGUAGAAAUAGAAAUGAGGGAAUUACUGUCCGACUUUGGAUAUGACGGUAACAACGUGCCCAUGGUAUAUGGAUCUGCACUGAAGGCAUUAAAUGGAGAUGAAUCGGAGCUAGGCGCCCCUUCAAUAAGGAAACUUGUAGAUACAAUGGACACAUACAUACCUGCGAUAGUUAGGGACCUGCAGUCCCCAUUCCUAAUGCCCAUAGACAAUGCGUUCACAGUACCAGGAAGAGGCACGGUUGUCAUCGGAACUAUAAAACGUGGUAUUAUGAAGAAAAAUGACGAAUCAGAUUUAAUGGGUUUUGGCUACAAUAUUAAAACUACAUUGUCUGAUAUUCAGAUAUUUAAAAAAAGUGUGUCUGAGGCCGUAGCAGGUGAUAAUGUAGGUGUAUUACUAAGAGGUAUGAAAAUAAGGUCCGUGGAAACUGGGAUGCUGCUAUGUGCUGCGAAAAGUUUCAGUUUGAGCAACCAUUAUAAAGCCAAUAUUUACUUCCUGACUAGGAAUGAGGGUGGACGUAAAAAGCCGGUAUUUUCAAAGUAUUCACAACAAAUGUUCAGUGGCACAUGGAACAUUGCCUGCAGAAUCGAUUUAGAUCCCAGCAUGCAUAUGAUGAUGCCGGGUGAUCACGGCGAGGUGUAUCUAACGUUACUUGAAGGUAUGGUCAUGACUCAAGGCCAGCCAUUCACUGUCAGAGAAAACAAUGUGACCGUUGCUACGGGAAUUAUAACAGAAACAUUACAGUCAAUAGAUGUUCCCAAGGGAAAACUGGGAAAAGUGGUCAUGAAAUAUGACCAAUAACAAUAGUGUUAAAUAGUUCUUGUAUAUAUAGAAUGUAGGUGUUAUUAAUAAAUUAUUUCUUGUUUC